Columba livia (rock pigeon) is the source of this 10423-nucleotide messenger RNA. RefSeq names its product tensin 1 (gene TNS1). The record is from RefSeq and is a predicted model, not a curated record. Gene Ontology annotation, biological process: fibroblast migration. Gene Ontology annotation, molecular function: protein binding. The transcript has 32 exons. NCBI's taxonomy places the organism in Eukaryota, Metazoa, Chordata, Aves, Columbiformes, Columbidae. Gene Ontology annotation, cellular component: focal adhesion. The coding region runs from base 673 to 6081 and encodes 1802 amino acids.
GCAAGGCACUUUGCAGACGUGGUGGCAGUGCAGGGAGGGGGGGUAUUUUUUGGUGGGGUCUGCGUGCUUGCCAGCACCCCUUGCCCAGGGCUGGCUGCCCGAACCGGGCUCCCGGUUGCCUUUAAGGGCGUUUUUGGGGGAGGCGAGGGGAGCGGAGCGGGGCUGGACUUGGAGCGCGCCGUGCAGCUGGGGAGAGAGGGAAGAGGAGAAGAAAGAGGGAGAAGGAGCGAGAGGAGGGAGGGGAGCGGUGGAAAAAGCCGCCCGGGACCCCCUUCCUCCCCAGGGCCGGGGCCGGCACCCCCGGGGUCCCCAGCUCCCGGACGCCCCGGGGGUGCGGAGGGGAGAGGGCGGCCGACGGGACCCCCCUGCGCCCCUCCAUCGCCGGGGUCCCGCUUGCGGGGAGCGAAACCCUUCGGUUCUCCCCCUCCUUCCCUCCCCUCCCUCCUCCCUCCCUCCUUCCUUCCUUCCUUCUCCAGGCUUGGCCCGGGGAGGGAGGGGGGCUCUGCCUGCAGUUUGCUUUCACGCCUGCCCGCCUGGGCGACGCCGGGCUCACGCCUGCCCCCCCCGGCCUCUCCGGCCGCCCUCCGGCCGCCCCCCGGCCGCCCCCGCGCCCCCCGGGCCAGGUGAGGCUGCGGUGCCGUCCCUUUCGGAUGUAGGCAGGCGAGACCCCGGAUGGAUUUCGGGAGCGUCAUGAACCAGGCUGUGACCCCCUGCUCCCCUGCUGUCAACUAUGAGCUGCCAUCCCCAGGGGAGAGCAUCGUGAAGCAGGUAGAUGCCCUGGAUGCCACAAAAUCCCCCAGGAGUGGGCAGUCACGCCACAAAACAUCCAGGAGCAUGAGCCUGACCAUGGCCAUGGAGAGCAGCUGCGAGCUGGACCUAGUGUACAUCACGGAGCGGAUCAUCGCGGUCUCCUACCCCAGCACGGCCGAGGAGCAGAGCUUCUGCAGCAACCUCCGCGAGGUGGCCCACAUGCUGAAGUCGAAGCAUGGGGACAACUAUGUGCUUUUCAACCUCUCUGAGCGGAGACACGAUAUCAACAAACUUCACCCCAAGGUGCUGGAUUUUGGGUGGCCUGACAUGCACACCCCAGCGCUGGAGAAGAUCUGCAGCAUUUGCAAAGCCAUGGACACGUGGCUCAAUGCAACGCCGCACAACGUGGUGGUGCUUCACAACAAGGGAAACCGCGGCCGGCUGGGGGUGGUGGUGGCUGCCUACAUGCACUACAGCAACAUCUCAGCCAGCGCUGACCAGGCUCUGGACAGGUUUGCCAUGAAGCGCUUCUAUGAGGACAAGGUGGUGCCAGUGGGACAGCCAUCCCAGAAGAGGUACAUCCAUUACUUCAGUGGGCUCCUUUCUGGCAGCAUCAAGAUGAACAACAAACCUCUCUUCCUCCACCACGUCAUCAUGCAUGGUAUCCCCAACUUCGAGUCGAAAGGCGGUUGUCGGCCCUUCCUGAAAAUCUACCAGGCCAUGCAGCCCGUCUACACCUCGGGAAUCUACAACGUGCAAGGAGACAGCCAGACGGGCAUCUGCAUCACCAUUGAGCCUGGCUUGCUCCUCAAGGGCGAUAUCUUGCUGAAGUGUUACCACAAGAAGUUUCGCAGCCCGACACGUGACGUGAUUUUCCGCGUGCAGUUCCACACAUGUGCUGUGCAUGACCUUGAUGUCGUCUUUGGCAAGGAGGACCUGGAUGAGGCCUUCAGAGAUGACCGGUUCCCUGAGUAUGGGAAGGUGGAGUUCGUGUUCUCCUACGGCCCCGAGAAGAUCCAAGGCAUGGAGCACCUGGAGAAUGGGCCCAGUGUCUCUGUGGACUACAACACAUCUGACCCGCUCAUCCGCUGGGAUUCCUAUGAGAACUUCAACAUUCAGCGUGAGGACAGUGCAGAGGGCGCCUGGGCUGAGCCGCCUCUGCCCAGCAAGCACCUGGAGAAAGAGGUUGGGCACACACAAGGGCCCCUGGACGGGAGCCUCUACGCUAAAGUGAAGAAGAAAGACUCCCUCCACGGCAGCACCGGCGCCAUCAACGCCGCCCGUCUCCCACUUUCGGCAACGCCCAACCACGUUGAGCACACACUCUCGGUGAGCAGCGACUCGGGCAACUCCACCGCUUCCACCAAGACUGACCGGACCGAUGAGCCGGGGGUGCCCAGGGCGCCCGGUGGCCAGGCGGUGCUGAGCCCCGAGGAGAAGCGGGAGCUGGAUCGUCUUCUUGUCGGCUUUGGCUUGGAGAGUGCGCCACCCAUGCACAACCACGCGCCUGGGCCCGUGCCGGCGCGCCUGCCUGCCGUGCCGGGCCGCCACGUGGUGCCGGCUCAGGUGCAUGUCAACGGGAACGCGGCGGCGCUCGUGGCUGAGCGGGAGACGGAUAUCUUGGAUGACGAGUUGCCCAACCAGGACGGGCACAGCGUGGGCAGCCUGGGCACCCUCUCCUCUUUGGACGGCACCACCACCACCAGCGAGGCCGGCUACCAGGAGGCGCCCCGGGUGGGCAGCCUCUCCUCCCUGCCCAAUGGCCCCUCAAGCUGCAACGGGGCUGAGAAGCUGCUGAAGGAGGGACUGUAUGACAGUGAGCUGCUCUCCAACGGUGGCUACCCUUACAACAACCAGAACACCAUGAUGGGACACCACCUCCGUGACCCGCUGCCUCCCUUGCGGCCCUCAGCAUCAGCUCAGGACCACCUGGCUGGCUACCCUCAGCGCCCACCGGGCUCCCACGCCCCGGGCUGGCUGCAGCCCCAGCCGCUGCCCAGCUCCCAGCCCUACCUGUACAGCUACGACCCUCCUGGUGCCUAUCGCUCCCGGUCCUUCCCAGUGGUGGACAUGGCCAAGUAUGAUGGGAACCCAGCACUGCCCCAGGCCCCAGCUCGCAGCACCAGCAGCCGGGAGGCUGUGCAGAGAGGCUUGAAUUCCUGGCAGCAGCAAGGGGGGAGCCGGCCACCUUCCCGGCUGCAGGAGGUUGGCCUAGAGAGCCACAGCCCCAGUGUCUCCAGCUGCAGCCCCCAGCCCAGUCCGCUGCAGCCAGUGCCCCCCCACAGCCACAGCAUGCCUGAGUUCCCCCGGGCGCCCUCCCGCCGGGAGAUUGAGCAGUCCAUUGAAGCGCUUGAUGUCCUGAUGCUGGACCUCGCGCCUGCCGUCCACAAGUCACAGAGUGUGCCUGCCACCUCCCGCCAGGACAAGACGGCGGGACCCUUGCUCUCCUCUGUCUCAGCCCAGCCCAUUGCUGGUCUUUAUGCCCAGCCAACUCCACAAGUGGCCCAGCCAAGGUCCUUUGGGACAUCUGUGAGCCCUGUGGCCUCCGAGCCUCGGGGCAAAGCCUAUUCUCCUGGAGAGUCAGACUAUGGGGUACACGAGUACCGGGAAACCUAUUCACCAUACAGCUACCAGCCAGCUCCAGUGCCGGAGCCAAGGAACUACAGCCAAGCCCCAGCUGGACCAACAAUGGGCAUCCUCCCGCUCAGCACCUCCUACAGCCCCGUGGGGUCUCAGCAGCUCCACGUCUCCUCCCCGCCUUCUCCCACUGUCACACCACAAACCCAGAUGCCCCCCAAGGGACUGGAGAGCUAUGAAGACCUGUCGAGGUCAGCAGAAGAGCCUCUGAAUCUGGAGGGCCUGGUGGCCCACAGGGUGGCAGAGUACAACGCCAAGCUCAGGGAACUCAACAAGAGCACCAAAGUCCCCCGUCCUCCUCUGAACCAGCAACGGUCCUUCUCCGGGGUACAGUCCCGGGAGAAGCCCCUGGAGGAGAGCACUGUCCCUGCUCGCAAGCGAACCCCCACUGACAGCCACUAUGAGAAGAGUUCACCGGAGCCAAGCUCGCCCCGCAGCCCUACCAUCCUCUCGCCUGAGGUGGUCAGCACUAUCGCAGCCAACCCUGGAGGGAGGCCCAAAGAGCCUCACCUCCACAGCUACAAGGAAGCCUUCGAAGAGAUGGAGAGUGCCUCCCCCACCAGCCCACCCUCCAGCGGCGGUGAGAUUUCCUCCCCCACCCCAGCCUUCCCCGUCUCGCCACAAACCCCUUACUCCAACCCCUUGCGUUCUCCCCCUGGCCUGGCCAAGACGCCUCUCUCAGCACUGGGGCUGAAACCCCACAACCCGGCUGAGAUCCUGCUGCAUCCAGUGGGAGAGCUAGAAGGGGAGGCGGGCGGUAGCUCUGAAGAAGAGCCCAGGAGCUAUGUCGAGUCGGUGGCCCGCACGGCCACAACAGGCAGGGGAGGGACCCUGCCUGCCGCCCAGCCCGGGGGCCCCGAGAUGCCCACCAGGAAUGGCACCUUUGCCAACUCCUUCACUGCCCCCAGCCCUGUCUCUACCAGCAGCCCCAUUCACAGCAUGGAUGGGGCCUCUCUCCGCAGCUACCCAUCGGAGGGCAGCCCCCAUGGCACACUUACACCUCCCCACGCCUCGGUUGAGCCUGUUUACCGGUCACCUGUUGGCUCGCAGAUGCCAUCUGCUCACAGCAGCUACCAAAACUCGUCUCCGUCUUCCUUUACAAUGAUCCAGGGUGGGGUCCCAGGCUCAGCAUAUACCAGCCCCGACUACCCUGAUAGCCGAGCUGGCCUCCAGCCGGACCUCCAAGCUCGGCCACAGCCGCAGGUCAGCGUGGCGGGGGCUCAUGUCCUGCCAGGGAGCCCCCGCACCCUGCACCGGACAGUGGCUACCAACACGCCGCCCAGCCCUGGCUUUGGGCGAAGAGCCAUCAACCCCAGCGUGAGCGGUGCUCCUGGCAGCCCUGGGCUGGGCAGGCAUGCCAUGGCAGCCCACAGCAACCUGGUGGCCCCGCCGGGGAGCCCUAGCCUGGUCAGGCAUCAAGUUGCGACAGCCGUCCCCCCUGGCAGCCCCCUGUACGGCUACCCCAGCCCGGAGGAGAGGCACCCAACGCUGUCUCGGCAGAGCAGCUCCUCUGGCUACCAGCCUCCCUCCACGCCAUCCUUCCCUGUCUCGCCGGCAUACUACCCCGGCACGAGCACACCGCACUCCUCCUCCCCGGACUCGGCUGCCUACCACCAGGGCAGCCCCACACCGCAGCCCGCGCUGCCUGAGAAGCGGCGCGUAUCAACAGGGGACCGCUCCAACAGCCUGCCCAACUAUGCCACCAUCAACGGCAAGGCGUCCUCGCCCCUCUCCAGCGGCAUGUCCAGCCCCAGCGGUGGGAGCACCGUCACCUUCUCCCACACGCUGCCAGACUUCUCCAAGUUCUCCAUGCCAGACAUCAGCCCCGAGACUCGUGCCAAUGUCAAGUUUGUGCAAGACACUUCCAAGUACUGGUACAAACCGGAGAUCUCCAGGGAGCAGGCCAUUGCACUGCUGAAGGACAGGGAGCCAGGGGCUUUCAUCAUUCGAGACAGCCACUCCUUCCGCGGAGCCUAUGGCCUCGCCAUGAAAGUAGCUUCUCCGCCUCCCACGGUCAUGCAGCAGAACAAGAAAGGAGACAUCACCAACGAGCUGGUGAGGCACUUCCUCAUUGAGACCAGCCCACGGGGUGUGAAACUAAAAGGAUGUGCCAACGAGCCCUAUUUUGGCUGCCUCUCGGCUCUGGUGUACCAGCACUCCAUCAUGCCCUUGGCCCUGCCCUGCAAGCUUGUCAUUCCUGACCGAGAUCCCAUGGAGGAAAAGAAAGACAACACAUCGGCCACCAACUCGGCCACGGACCUCCUCAAACAGGGUGCAGCCUGCAAUGUUCUCUUCAUCAACUCUGUGGAGAUGGAGUCACUGACGGGCCCCCAGGCCAUCGCAAAGGCUGUUGCUGAGACGCUGGUAGCUGACCCCACGCCCACUGCUACCAUCGUCCACUUCAAAGUCUCUGCACAAGGCAUCACCUUAACCGACAACCAGAGAAAGUUGUUCUUCCGACGACACUACCCCCUCAACACUGUCACCUUCUGUGAUCUGGACCCCCAGGAACGAAAGUGGACUAAAACUGAUGGCAGUGGCCCGGCCAAGCUCUUUGGCUUUGUGGCCAGGAAGCAAGGGAGCACCACAGACAAUGUCUGCCACCUCUUUGCUGAGCUGGACCCGGACCAGCCAGCUGCAGCCAUCGUCAACUUUGUAUCCAGGGUCAUGCUUGGCUCCGGCCAGAAAAGAUGAGCCGGUGCUUGCAGGUGAUUCUUGAAUUUUGGAGAAGGACUUGGAGCUGAUCCGAGAAGGAGUGUGAGGAAGUGCAUUGUGGGAGAGGGAAGUGAAUCGGGGGGGAAAAGGGUUGGAAUUUUGGAGGAAAACAGCAAACAACAAACAAAACCCCUAUGAAACCCUUAAGAACUCAACACAAGUCAAACACACACAUAGAGGAACCAAAACCACGCACCUACAUAAGAGAGCCACAAAAUCGUGUCAGACGGGAUGCAUGAUGUCUCAGCACAGGGACGGAGACCAAAGAGAAGGCAGUAGCAAGAGGUGUGUUCCCAGCUUUCAGCAUCACAGUCCUGAGUUAUGACAUCCACUUGGGACCAGAUGUGGGACCAUGACUGGUGUUUUCCACCUGGAAAAAAAAAAAAGGAGACAACCAGCAAAACCCAUGGAAGAAGCUCCAUCCCAUCAACUCCAUUAGUGAAUGUCUGCUGCAUGUUUGAAACAACACAUAGGUGAUAACGUGGGCUGGGCCUGCAGGACACUGGAGGAGAUGCCCUUGGAAACCUUCUCUUGCAUGGCUGCAGUGGAGGGUCCUUGCUGGCCCCCACACUUCUCCCAAAACCUGCUGGCUGCCUGGUGACUUGAUAGGGUUUUUGGGGGGCUUAGUCCUGAGCCCUCCCAUCCCCAGGGAGCUUGGCCAUGGGCUGACAUCCAUUGCUGACCCAUAGCCCAGCGCUGAUCACAGGUGAGCAGCUGUGAGUCCACCCAGAUAGGAGGGUCAUGGCAUUUCCCCACCUCCCUAGGGGUGCUUUGGUGCCCCAUAGCCCUCGGGGAGGUGUGUGUGGGGGGCUCCUGCUGCUCCUGGGGAAGGCAGGACCCUCCCUGGGAACCUCCUGGGAGGAUGCAGAAAUUAACCUCCUCUCCCAUCUUCCCCUUUUCCCUCCCAUCGCUAGUCCUCUUUGGCAAUUUUCUCCUGCAGCCUGUCACAUGCUCUCUUAACACAUAAACCAAAACAAAACAGAAGGGAAAGAAAAACAUUGUAAUAAUAAUAAUAAUUAUAAUAAUAGUGGAUGCUGGCACAGGUGGGUUCCCUGUGCGAAGCAGCAGACCCGUGGCUACCCCUGUCUUGCUCUUCGGAGACAAGCAAGUGGUUUUUAAAUUGCAUGGACGUUCAAGUUGCACGAAAGGCGAAUGACUACAAGUAACUCAGGCGCUUUUUUCUCCUUUUGUUUUGGAGGCCACGUUAAAAAAAAAAAAAAAAAAAAAAAAGAUAAGGAAGAAAGUUAAAAGGAAAAAAGAAAAAUGAAAAAAAAAAAAGGACCUGCGGUCGCUGGGCAACUUUGGCUCAGUGGGGAGGUAACAGGUCCUCUGAGAGCCACCCUGCUCAGCACGCGUGUACCCAAAAAACUGGCUGGCUGGCUGGAGGUUCACCCUCCCCGAAUGCACCAUAGUUUUGCAGUGACUUUGGUGCCGUCAGCUUUUCCCUUUGCUUUGGGAGGUGUGGAGGGCCAGCUGCGGGUGAGAGGAGCGAAGGGCCCCCCAAGCUGCUGCAGCAGGGGGGGAUCAUGGUUCGGGGACAGCAGGUGGAGGUUCCAGCUCCAUGAUGCUGGGGGAGGGCAGAGGAUGCCUUAGGUCAUACAUGCAGGUUUGGGGUGGGGGGAAUGGUCAUUGCUGAGCCCUCUGCUGCAUAUAUCCCCCUGAGAGCCUUUUGGGAGAAGUUUUCAGUGCAAAGUGGCCCAGAUACUCUACUGGGGGCAAAAAUGAGAAACAUAGCACUGCAGCCCCCUGAGAAAGCUUGCCUCCCUUGGACUGCCUUUGCCUUGAUAGCUAUAAUAUAUGUACGAGCUAUACUGACGAAAUACUGUAAGCUAACAAAAUUCUAAGGAGGAAAAAAGGUUAAAUUUACACUCAAAAAGUAUUUAUUUUUGCCAUAUCGCUUUAUGCAUAUCAUAUCUCCCCCAUUAUAUCUGCCUGCCCCCCCUUCCCCUGCCCUGGGGAAACACCUUCAUGUUAAAAGAAAAUGCGGAGCAAGGAAAAAUGCAGAUGGGGGAAGAGAUGCAGGGGUCCCCCGUGUCGGGGCAGCGCGUGUGUGUGCCCGGUGUGCGUGUGUGUGUGUGUGCGCGUGUGCGUGGGGGAGCGGCAUGGGUGCCCGGAGGGGCUGGCACGGCCGGAGGCUGUACUGAUGUGUGAAAGGAUGCAUAGCAAGGAGUUGGUUGUGAGAUGGUGGCAGGACAGGAGGUUCUAGGGGGGCUUUCCCCCUCCCUGGCCACACAGAUGCAGAGACCUUUUCAUUUUUGUUGUUUCCAAAAAGCGAUUCCCUCCUUCUGCAAAAUUCAAGCGAGAUGAGAGAUGAUCUCACCUGUAAUCUCCUUACCCUGCCGCUUAUCAAUUAGAGAAAACACUGUGUUUAUAGAUAUAUAAAAAUAUAUUUUUGAAAGCCUCUAUUUUUCAGACUCGGUUUUCUCACUGCUAAGAAAAGAGAUGAUAAUAAUGUAAUUUUAUUUUAAUCUGCUGCCUCGGAAAACGGUGCUUGAAACUCCCAUUCCUCUUUUUCUCCCUGUACAAAUGAAGCAGAUCUAAGCACCCCAGAGGUGCUGUGUAGAAGCCAACCCCAGCAGAUACGUGCCGACAGCAUCACACCUGCUUUGGGCCGCGAGCCACGCACGGCUUCCCCACUAAUCUGCUAGGUGGAGAUUAAGACCGUAUCCAAAUCUCGAACACUAACAAAAUUGUCUGAUGUUUAUUAUUUUUUUUUUUAACAGAGCUAAUCACCUUCCAAUGAUGUAGCCAGGUGUUUGUCAGCUCCCUUUAAUGGCACUUUUUUUCUUUUUGUCUUCUUUUUAAAGUUACAUUUUUAGAUGUAACUACCCUUUCUGUCCCCAGGAGAGACCGUCAGCUGGCAUUGAGGAUCACCCAGCUCCUGGGGCUGGCGGGGACCCAGUGUUGAUAUUUUUUCCUUAUGAAAGGGACAGAAAAUACUCUUUAUUUUUAUUCUUUGGUUUUUAAAUGCAGUCAUGGUAUUUGAGAUUUGAGCUUGCACGAGUUAAGCCCAGCAUAUGUUUCGUUGUAAUCACACUGCCGUUGUCAGCAGCUGGAUGGUAUCUCUCUCUCACACAAACACACACACAAACACAUCCCUUCUUCCUGCACAAAGAACUGCAUAUAUUCUUGCCAAAGAUAUCCUUAAAAACGCACUUUUCCCCACAUAUAUAGAUAUAUAUAUAUAUAAUUUUUUUUGCGUGUGUAAAUUUAUUGUACGUGCCCUUUUUGUGUUGAAUUGUUCUUCAGAGGAGCCCCUUCACAUCCAUCCUCCCUUUGCUGUCAGUGUUGCUGUUUGUUGGGAAACGCUCCUUGAGGGGGUCGCUUGCUGCCUGUCCCAAAUGGUAGCACCUGCAAGAUGGAAAAUGUGGGGAUCCCGUUCAAUGGGGCUGCCUCUGGCUUUGCCCCCCAAGAGGUGUUUUGGGGGAUGAUCCGCAUCAUCAUCAUCUGAUGGGAUGCACCCAUCUCACGGUCUUGGCCAGGCCCCCCAUUGCCAGUGGAGAUGGGAGUUCAAGGGUUUAAGCAAAUAAACGGAGCGAAGUUUGGGGUUGCUCAGGAUGCAACAUUUGCUGUCUGUCUCCUGGUCAAACCACACAUGGAAAACAAACCAGGUAGGGAGAAAAACCCAACCCAGCCUCCAGGCAUUGCUUUUCCAGUGAGUUCAACCGCCUGAACCAAAGUGCAAAGAAAAUCCCCACCCAGCAGGUUGGGUGGGUGAAGAAACCAGUUGCCCCAAAAACCCCAGACAGGAGCAUCAACAAAAGGCAACCCUUCCCAAGGAGCAGGCAGGAGGAUCAGACAGCAAAGGAGCCCGCAGGGGCUUGUUUCAUUUCAUUCGUUUGUUUUGCAAAUUGUGAGGUUGGUUUGGGGUUACUCUUUUUUUUUUUUUUUUUUCUUUUCCUUAAAAAGGAAAGGAAAAACAAGAAAUAAAGGAAGCAACCUGAUGUUUCUGUUGGCGGAUCAUGUGCCGCCGUGUUAUGCGUGGUUUUUUUGUUGUUGUUGUCUUUGUUACUUUGGGAAUGUUACAGAUUUAUUUGCUAAUCAGUGUUAAUGAACAGUUUCAAACUUUUAGACUUGCCCAUUUCUGUGUAUUUAUAUAGAUGGAAAAAGAAUACGUUAUAUUUUGUAUCUUUGUGCCCAUAAUGUCGCGCGUGUAAGGAUGACUUUGGUUGUACCCAUGUCCCUGUGUGAAUGUGACUCCGCUGUUGUCUUCCUGUUGUACAGACGUUGGAUUCUUUGCUGUUCAUUGUAUGGCUUUAUAAAGUGGUAAAAACAACAAAAAAAAUCAGUUAUAUAAAAUAUACUGUUGCUUGGAAUGCCA